AUGAACAUAGUGAUCCAAGUCGUUGGGUCUCGCGGGGACAUCCAACCCUUUAUUGCUCUGGGAAUGGCUUUGGAGCAUUCAGGGCACCGCGUCCGAAUCGCGACCCAUGAGACUUUCAAAGAAUUUGUUGAAAGUCAUGGGCUUGAAUUUUUUAACAUAGGAGGCGAUCCGAAGAAACUCAUGGCGUACAUGGUGAAAAACCCUGGAUUACUGCCCGGCAUCGACAGUAUCCGAAACGGGGAAAUUCAACAAAAUAGAGCGGCUAUUCGACAAAUUCUCGAUGGCUGUUGGCGAUCCUGUUUCCAGAGCCUCGAAGCAAGUGGUGAUGUUAGUGACACUGGCAGCGAUAGGCCAGCGCCUUUCUUUGCAAAUGCUAUCAUCGCCAAUCCUCCAUCCUUCGCGCAUGUGCAUUGCGCUGAGAAGCUAGGCAUACCCUUGCACCUUAUGUUUACGUGA
Molecule: messenger RNA, 456 nt
Organism: Penicillium lagena
Lineage: Eukaryota; Fungi; Ascomycota; Eurotiomycetes; Eurotiales; Aspergillaceae
Exons: 1
Coding region: 1-456 (151 amino acids)
Biological process (GO): carbohydrate metabolic process
Molecular function (GO): hexosyltransferase activity
Source: RefSeq, a predicted model, not a curated record